GGUUGGAAGUUCUUUCUCCCAUUGAAGUAUUUCCGCCUUCCCGGACCCGCGCACCAUGCCUACAUGCAUACUAACAAACGUACCAACAUACAUACACGCAUCCCAAACAUUCAACAAACCAAUAAGAGCAACACUAAGGAUAAACGAUGCGACGUGCGUAGACCUGACAAUCAGUCUACUCAAACUCCACACUCCGCGCUUUCGUUAAAUCCCCAUGAAACCAAAUCCGAAAAGCAAGUAAUCCUAGAUAAAAAGUUCCAAAAAGAUCACAAGAGUCCCCUAAGAGGUAUAAGCACAGAUAAGAAAAAGGAAAAAAAAAAAGCAGAUCCCAUGAAAAAAUCAAGAAAUCCCAAAAUGUUCAAGCAAUCCAAACACCACCACCGCCGGCGGCAUCAAGGCUGCACUGAGAAUGGACAUAUCCAUGCCGCCGCCUCGGCCUGCCGGGAUAUCAGCAAACCCAUAAACGCCUGUUGCAACGCAUUGACACCUCUCCACUCCGAUAGCAAGGUAGACUUUGGGGCCCAACACAGCCUUGGAACGGCAAGGCUUCGUCAUACCAAGCAUGACAAGAAGUCACACGGAGCGUGAUGAUAAGGCAAAAAGGAAAAUCAAGAAAGAAAACAAACUACUGUAACGCAAUAGAAAGAAACAACCGAAACACCAAACUCC
Mytilinidion resinicola is the source of this 669-nucleotide messenger RNA. RefSeq lists its product as uncharacterized. The record is from RefSeq and is a predicted model, not a curated record. NCBI's taxonomy places the organism in Eukaryota, Fungi, Ascomycota, Dothideomycetes, Mytilinidiales, Mytilinidiaceae. The transcript has a single exon. The coding region runs from base 64 to 588 and encodes 174 amino acids.